Molecule: messenger RNA, 1257 nt
Organism: Archocentrus centrarchus (flier cichlid)
Lineage: Eukaryota; Metazoa; Chordata; Actinopteri; Cichliformes; Cichlidae
Product: alcohol dehydrogenase 1-like
Exons: 9
Coding region: 83-1219 (378 amino acids)
Biological process (GO): formaldehyde catabolic process
Cellular component (GO): cytosol
Molecular function (GO): alcohol dehydrogenase (NAD+) activity; S-(hydroxymethyl)glutathione dehydrogenase [NAD(P)+] activity; zinc ion binding
Source: RefSeq, a predicted model, not a curated record
CGCUCCCGUGUCGUGCAGCUGCAGUUCUCUCUCCCCCUCUUGUCUUCUCAUUAACUUGUGGACGUUUAUCUUGACAGCAAACAUGGCUACAGCUGGAAAAGUCAUCAAGUGCAAGGCAGCAGUUGCCUGGGAGCCCAACAAGCCUGUAGUGAUUGAGGAGAUUGAGGUAGCCCCGCCCCAGGCCAAUGAGGUUCGCAUCAAGAUCGUGGCGACAGCGGUGUGCCACUCAGACCUGUACCACCUUUUUGAGGGUAUGAAUAAGGACGGCUUCCCAACUGUCCUCGGCCACGAGGCAGCCGGCAUUGUUGAGAGUGUCGGGCCUGGAGUCACGGAAUUUCAGCCAGGAGACAAGGUGAUUCCUAUCUUCCUCUCCCAGUGUCAAGAAUGCCACUUAUGUAAGAAUCCAAAGACCAACCAGUGUGCAGUAGCAUGGACCAGGAUUCAUCAGGAAACCAUGUCUGCAGUGGAAUCCAGGUUUACCUGUAAGGGGAAGAGGGUGCUGCAGUUUAUGGGAACCAGCACCUUCUCUGAGUACACUGUGGUCCAUCAGAUGGCUGUGGCUAAGAUCGACCCUGCUGCUCCUCUGGACAAAGUCUGUCUUGUUGGGUGUGGGAUCUCCACUGGAUAUGGAGCAGCUGUUAAUACUGCUAAGGUUGAGCCGGGCUCCACGUGUGCUGUGUUUGGACUGGGAGCUGUGGGUUUGGCUGCAGUCAUGGGCUGCAAGGCUGCAGGAGCCAAAAGGAUUAUUGCCGUUGACAUCAACCCAGAGAAAGCAGAGAAGGCCAAGGUGUUUGGAGCCACUGACUUUGUGAACCCCAAGGAUCACGAUAAACCCAUCAGUGAAGUGCUGACUGAGAUGACCAACGGAGGAGUGGACUACUCUGUGGAAUGUGUCGGGAAUGUGCAAGUCAUGCGCAGUGCUUUGGAGUCUUCUGCACAAGGUUGGGGUGUCAGCGUGAUUGUUGGAUGGACCACCUUGCAUGACAUAGCUAUCCAACCCGUUCACCUGAUCUCUGGACGUACGUGGAAGGGCUCCCUGUUUGGAGGAUUUAAGAGUAAGGAUGGUGUCCCCAAGAUGGUUAAAGCCUACCUGGACAAGAAGUUGAAACUGGAUGAGUUCAUCACUCAUAAUAUGACUUUGGAUCAAGCCAAUGAUGCCAUUGAACUGAUGAAGAACUGCAAAUGCAUCCGGGCGGUCAUGAGUGUUUCUCCACAAUAACAUUUACUCCAGCAGUGUGUCACUGCAAUCAGUUAAAA